This is a messenger RNA of Caretta caretta (loggerhead turtle), 5175 nucleotides long. It is a transcript of the gene ETV4, whose product is annotated as ETS variant transcription factor 4. Gene Ontology annotation, biological process: cell differentiation; regulation of transcription by RNA polymerase II. Gene Ontology annotation, molecular function: sequence-specific DNA binding; DNA-binding transcription factor activity, RNA polymerase II-specific. NCBI's taxonomy places the organism in Eukaryota, Metazoa, Chordata, Testudines, Cheloniidae. Gene Ontology annotation, cellular component: nucleus. The record is from RefSeq and is a predicted model, not a curated record.
AAAGUCAAUGAAACAAAGAAGCAAGAAAGCAGAGCCUGGGAAGGAGGAAAUGCACCAAUGGGAGGCUCCCCCCGGGCACACUGUCUGAGCCGCCAGCAAAGCGAGCCCUUUCCCUGGGAGCGGGACUGGGGGAACAUCUGCACGCACAGCCCUCGGGGCUGAGCCGCUCCGGGAGCCCCGCCGCAGGUCGCUGCGCUGAGCUGGCUGCUCCAUGCCCACGAGGAGCUAACGUAUGGACGGGAGGAUGAAAGGGUACUUGGACCAGCAAGUGCCUUACACUUUCACACACAAACCGCCCGGAAAUGGGACCCUCAGCAGCCGAGCUCUGAUGGGCACCAGGAGACCCAUGGACCCAGGCUUAGCACCCCCUCAGGACUCGGAAGACCUCUUCCAGGAUUUGAGCCAGUUUCAGGAGACUUGGCUGACAGAAGCUCAGGUUCCAGACAGCGAUGAGCAAUUUCUGCCUGACUUUCAUUCGGAAAACUUAGCUUUUCACAGCCCUCCUGCUAAAGUUAAGAAGGAGCCACAGAGUCCCUGUUCUGACCCAGCACUGUCCUGCAGCCAUAAGCAGCCAUUUCGGUACCGCAAUGGCGAGCAAUGCCUUUACGCCAGUGCCUAUGACCAAACCAGACAAGUUGGACUCAAGUCCCCAAACCCAGGAACCCCGAUACAGUCACCGCUUCAACAUUUCCCUAGGCAGGACAGGAGCUUCCUGAGCCCUCGGGGGCCGUCCCAACCCACAUCCAGCCGUGGAUUCCUCAUGGAACACAGCUCCAUCUACCAGCCACCUACGGAGAUGUGCCGUUCCUUCCCCUCCUCUCAGGCCAUGGGCCGAGACGCUCCAGUUGCCUACCAGCGCCAGAUGUCCGAGCCCUGCCUACAUUACCAUCCGCAGGACUUUAAACAGGAGUACCACGACCCAAUGUAUGAGCAGGCAAGCCAGCUGGGGGGCAGCAGUGACCACUCGUACCCAGCGGGAGUGGUGAUCAAGCAGGAGCAGACAGACUAUGCCUAUGACUCAGAUGUUCCUGGCUGUCCUUCCAUGUACAUGAACACUGAGGGGUAUCAAAGCCAUUCAAAUCCCGAAGGGACAUUAGGCUAUGGCUACAACAAGCAGAUGAGGCCAUUUGCUGAUGAUGUCUGUGUCGUCCCAGAGAAGUUUGAAGCAGGAGACAUCAAGCAGGAAGUGGGCGGGUACCGGGAAGGACCCCCAUACCAGCGCCGAGGGUCUCUUCAGCUCUGGCAGUUCCUGGUGGCUUUGCUGGAUGAUCCCACCAAUUCCCACUUCAUCGCCUGGACCGGCAGAGGGAUGGAGUUCAAACUCAUUGAGCCUGAGGAGGUGGCCCGGCUGUGGGGUAUCCAAAAGAACCGGCCAGCCAUGAACUACGACAAGCUGAGCCGGUCCCUUCGCUAUUAUUAUGAGAAGGGCAUCAUGCAGAAGGUUGCUGGAGAGCGCUAUGUGUACAAGUUUGUGUGUGAGCCUGAAGCCCUUUUCUCCCUGGCCUUCCCUGACAAUCAGCGACCAACCCUGAAAGCAGAGUUUGACCGGCAGAUCAGCGAGGAAGAUACUGUUCCUCUCUCCCACCUGGACGAGAACACGGCUUACAUCCAGGAUCUUGGGAGCCUCCCUUCCCAGCCUUACAGCAAGGGCUACCCCUACUAAUUCCACCAGUAGCCCGCUGCACAGCCGUUGUGUUUGUAUCUAUGGAGACGUUUGUUAGUAAUCGAUCUGCAUAGAAGCUUUCCUGGGCCAGCUUGGGCUCCACUAGACUCUUUGAAUAGCUGCCUUUGAAACAGGCAGAGGUGAUGCGAGCCCAUCCUUGGACAGCUCGCCAGCAUCUGAGGCUUUGAAAGACAUUAGCUGCACCUCAUUCACCCAGGAUGUGGCCCCAGACUUGGUGCAAUGGAACUGGCUCUCUCACCAGUACAGAAACCUCUCCGGGCUGCCAGCAGCAGCAUCCAGAGCCAGUGCUGCCUUCAUUCAGUUAAAUGUGUGAUUGUGUCACAUCCCUGCAUCGAUCCUGUCUCUGGCUUUGACCUCCUGCCGAGCAGGGUGGGGAGGAAAUGGGACCCUGUUGGGCUCUCUCCUCUGAUUUUAUGAUUCUGUGAAAGCUGUUAAUUCCCUCACUUCCCCAGACACACACACUCCUACAAAGCUUCCCUCAGACACCCAGCCCACCUACAAGCACUGUUAUUACCCCCACUACUUCUUACGUGCUGGGGACGUAAGAAGCAGUGCAGUAAGCAGGGCAGUAGGGAGCUGAAGCAGGGCAGUAGGGAGCUGAAGGCUUCAGCUCACACUUGUUCCAUACAAACUGCUUGGCGGGAAUGGGGAACAUUUCUUCCCUUGGAUGCAUUUGCUCCUGUCUUGGUGCCUUCUUGCUCAGGAUGCUUCAUCUCUGGGCUGUUUAGUGUUUGAAGCCUGUUGUCAUUCUGGCAACGACAGGAAGGGGACCAGCUGCCACCAGCCAAUGCUGGCGUGGUUCUGGUCUGCUUGAUAGGAAAUGUCACCGAGGGUGAGCCAUGGAGCCCCUGGACUCCACUGGCCUGGAGUGUGGCUCUGAGCCAGAGGAACCCUGCAGAUAACUGGGAAUUUGAGGAUAGAGAGCAAAGUCUGAGAUGGGGUCCGAGGAAAGGGAUGCUGGUGCCCAUGGGCUCCAAUGCCCAAGCCGGUGGCUGGGCUGCUGAUUGCUCCUGACUGAGCAGGGGCUACCUACAGCAGCCAGACUCUUCAAAACUGAAGAGCUUCCACCAAAAACAUCCUCAGCAAUUUUGAGAGACUCUAAGGUGCCACAAGUACUCCUUUCCAUUAGCGCUGGUCAGACCUGCUGUCCCUGGGCAAGUGGGUAAACCCUGGAGGUUAGAAAACAGUCUCAGCCUCUGGAUGGGAGGCAUUUGCUUUGCAAAAAAGCCACACUCUCCUUGUUCAUCUGAUUCUGGCCUUCCCAGAAGGGCACAUGCGAGGGGUAAGGGAGGAGUUCAUGAGAAGCUGUCAGGGGUCCCAACUGGUUAAUGCAGCACAGGCUGCAUAACGAGAGAUUGUUAUGCCAUCUCUCACAGCCUUCUCACUGAGAGGGCCCCUCCCCUGCCCCCACUGUGCUAAGCAGCCCCACCCAGGCACAACCACAGCAGGAUCACAGGAGCAGCAAUGCCUGUGUGGUGGAGCUCAGCUCUCCUUGCGCCCUGCUGCUCCUCUGGAUGACUUUCAGACUCCUGAGGGCAGAAGGCUUUUGGCUCAGCCUCAUGUGGCAGUUUGGAGGGAAAGUUUUUUAUAUUGCUUAAGAGGCUGAUUUCCCAGGAACUUCCACUCUAUGCAGCUAGCAGGGAUCCUUGCUUCAGCCCCAGGUGCAAUGUCUGGAGGGGAAGCUCUCUGUGACCCACAGCGGGGUGGGCAUGUUCCAUUUACAAAGUGCUCAGCCUGCUCCUCUGCCCCCUUGUGAGAACCUCCCUCCUCCUCUACUGGCCCCACCCCUCCUCUGGGCCUCUGCAGCCCUCGCCCUGCUCACUCCUCUUGUGCGAAGCACACUUUCUCCAUUGCCCCACGAGUGAAGGAGAGGGGGAGCUCUUCCCAUCAGCAUCACUUAUUUUUAUUAUUUAUGAGUGUAAAAAAAUACUAUAAUCAAUAAAUUGGUCUAUAUCUUUGGCCAGUGCCCCUUCAUUCAGCUCCCUGGCUUCUUCUACCUUCCCUUCUAAGCUUGCUCUGCUUGUGUCACGGGCAUCAGCAUGCAGCUUUGUAUGGACUGAUUCAGCCAGACGGGGGAUGUGCAUUUAUUUUCAUGUUCGGUGUAGGCCAAGGUACUGUAACUGGCCGGAACCCUGUGGACUAGUGACCUGCUCCUGUGCAAUCACUUGCAAAGGGACAGUUCCCACUCAGCAGCCUCCAGUUCCUUGUCCUCCAACCCAAGUCGUGUCUGCCCUGCUGAAGCCCACUCCAGAGGGCGAGACAAGGACAGGAGCAGUGGCAGAUCAUGGGCUCUCAGUGCGAGCUGGACACGUGCAAGUUUUAUACCAAAUAUUUGGGGGGAUGUUUUUUCUCACUGUGUGUUUAAUUUUUCUACCUGGCUAACAGCAUUUGCUUUUUAUGAUUUGCUGUCAACUCUCAAUGAAAACAAUGUACAUUAUAAGACUGCACUAGCACCAGCUGCCUAAGAUAAAGGUGCAAAUUCUCCCAAUGCUAUAAACCACCGUUUUGGGUCAGCCCCUGUUCAGAUAAAGCCUUUACAAAUUACAGUGCUGGGCAUUACAAAAUCCCUUCCUACAAUCCCAACCCAUGCAUGAUUCACCCUGCAGCCCAGCACCGGCUCCAGUCUUACUGGGCCAUUGUCAGGGUGCUGAGAGUUGCUUUACCAAUAUACUAGCUGCAGAUGUUUCCAUGGGAAAUGCUAUUUGAGCUGUUCAAGCCUGCCCAGGGCUGGCUGCUGCUGGAAGGAGGAUGGGGGCAAAUACUAGAUUUAUAAACUUAAUAUUAAGUGAGAAAAUGGAGUGUUUUGUUUUGUUCCCUGCCAGGCUGUGCAGGCAAGAAACCCAGAGUGAAUGACUUGCCUUCACACUGGCACCAUGCUAGGCUUCCUCUGCAUGUUAAACUGCUCCUGUCACAACACCGCAUAAGUCCCUGUUUAAAGGGGAAGUCAGUGGUCCAGCAGAGCCUCUCCAUUGCAGGAGGGCUGAGAGAGUGCACAUGUCCACACUCAGGAAGAGAUUGCGAUACCUGGACAAACCUAUGUGGCUUUUUCACUCCUCAGAGGUGGGCUCUGUGACCUCAGGCAUCAGUGAGCACCUUUGGAUUUGAGUGCCUGCAAAGUGCAUCCCAGCAGGAGUCCUGCACUGAGGGAGCUGGGCCUCCGUGCUUUGCACAACUGCCUGGGUGGCGGGAAGCAGGUGAGAGGGCAGUGGUGGGCUGGGGAGAAAAAUACACCAGGAAGCAAUGGGGCAAGAGAAGAAAUGUGUUUCAUAGCUUGUCAUUUCGGCACAGGACGACUGGAGACGCUGGCUGGGCUUGUGGGGGUCUGGUCAUGCGAGGGUGACGCUGGGACUCUCCCUUUAAACUUGGACAGGCAGGGGUUUUAAUGUUGUGGUAAUGCCCAAAAGAGGAAAGGUGCUUGUCAUGACUCCACGCUCGGCAGACUCUUUACUCCCUCCCUGAGCCUGUCUGUAUUCACCAUCCUCGGACCCGAA